Molecule: messenger RNA, 5201 nt
Organism: Haliotis rufescens (red abalone)
Lineage: Eukaryota; Metazoa; Mollusca; Gastropoda; Lepetellida; Haliotidae
Product: polyadenylate-binding protein-interacting protein 1-like
Exons: 11
Coding region: 121-1455 (444 amino acids)
Biological process (GO): regulation of translational initiation
Molecular function (GO): translation activator activity; protein binding; RNA binding
Source: RefSeq, a predicted model, not a curated record
UACGGAGCGAAGGGAAAUCUGGGAAAGGAAGACGGGCAGGCUAAAAUUUCGCAGACUUUACAUUCUUAGCAAACUCCUGGACAAGUCGAUCAAAAUUUAGGUUCUUGCUUAUUUGAAGCAAUGGCUUCUUGUGGAGGUCAACAAAGCAAAGACGACAUGCCAGCAGGAGAAAAUGCGAAUUCAGGAUUGCGGCAGCCAAAGGAAGAGACAAUAUCUCGUCUGCUAAAUAACCGUGGGGGAGGUCAGACGAAGGCCUCCAACUUGUCUGCAAGUGCUCCUGAAUUUGUUCCCAGAUUUGGUGGAUCAUCAGGCCGAUCUGGCUAUAAGCCCCCCACACUGUCCGCUUCCGCCCCUGUGUUUGUGCCCAGACAGCAGAUGGGUGCUGACGUGUACUCACAGCCUCAGCAGAUUGACUAUGAUCCCGUCCUGGAGGAGUUCAAACAGGUGUUGAGGAUACUGAACACCAGUCCUGGCAACGUGGAGGAGUACAUGCGACCUUUGUGUGAGAAGUUCAAACAUGGGGUCACCACUGCUGAACAUCUUACAGAGAUCAUUGACGUUUUAUUUCUCCAGAGUGUUGCAGAGUCAAAUUUUCGAUACACAGGGGCCAGAAUAUGCCAGCAGAUAUGCAGCAGACUCAAAGAUCAUUCUUUGUUUGCUUCAUUCAGAAAUGCCUUUUUGAAAAGAUGUCAGAAACAGUAUGAGAAACGAGAGCAACUGGUCACAAUACCAGACAAAGUUGAGGAACUCACUGGUUUCACAUUAUUUAUGGGGGAAUUGUUCCUUAACUUGGAGGUUCCUUCAGCAGAUGGAAGAGCAACGAAGAUGAAAAUCCUUCCAAAUAUUCUGAAAGAUCUGGUUCUCACAUUGUUAUCUCAGCCUGGCAAAGAGACGGUCAAGUGUUCCUGUCAAUUGCUCAAGCUUGUCGGUGCAAACAUGGAGGACAUGAUGGAACCAGCAGAUAAUUUCGAUGAAGUAUUUUCUCAAUUAAAACUCGUUAUGCAAUCGAGGUCGCUAGAAGAGAACUCCAAGUUCUUAAUCAAAUCCGUAUUGAACCUAAGGACGUCCAAUUGGGGGCGGCCUGAUUCCACCUCCUCAUCACAGGGUGGUGACUCAGAAUUCAAUGGGUCCUUGUCUCAUGAACUUCUACAGAAUGAGCCAGUGUUUUACAACGCCAGUGGUCAGACCAUCACUCGAGAGGAGGCAGGGUUCUACAAUGAGGAGGUGGAAGAUGGAGAGUAUAUUCUCAAUGAAGAUGAGGAGCAAGCCUUCCUGGAGUGGCAGGCUGAAGCCAACAACGAGGGAUUUCACAAUGAUGCUUACAGUAGUUGGUCGAACAAUGAGGACCAGACAUACUAUGGAUAUUAUCCUAAUGAUGAUGAGAUGGAUGAUGAAACAGAAGCAGCUUAUGAAGAGUUCCUGAAGCAAUCACAGAGGCAGGGUGGUUACCACUGACAUCCACACACGCCAGCCACACCUUCCUCUCAUGUAUGUUAGCCUACUUAUAGUCACUGCUUGUUACGGAUACCGGCAGACGGAGGCCAUCUCAUGCUGCACAUGGUUUAUGUGGUCUGAAACAUUCAGCUUGGGAUAUGGGAUAUUACAGUCAAAUGGUCAUAUUAAAAUCAUGAAGUAUGUUAUUGAAAAAUCAAAAAAGAGUUAGAUGAAAUAUUUAUUAUAUAAUGAUGUAUCUGUUAACAAAUUGCAGAUUUUGAUCAAUGGUAUUGAUACAUUAUGAGCAUUCAAGCUCAACUGAAUGGUGGUUAGGAUUAUUUAACAAAGAUGGGUAUUCCAUGACUAAGAUUGUAUUGUUGUCCAGGUAAUCAAACCAUGUGCACAGUGCAGCAACCUUGAUAAGAAAAGUGUCCUGGAAAUGAAGAAAAUGUGUGAAAAGGUGAAACAUUGAUGUUAUUCAAUUAUUGUGAAUGUUUGUCCGAAAAUAUCAUCUAAUGCCUUUCACGGUACAAAAAACUGCCAGUAACAGAAGAAAAUCAUGUCAUUGUAUACAUUACCUCAUCACCCUCAUCUUGAUGGUUUACUAUUCAUGCCAACUUGUUAAUGAACUGAAAUGAUGGACUUGAAGGGAAUUUAGCAUUUACAUCAUUUUUGUCUUCCCUUGCUAUACUUAAAACAUAAUUUGAGUACAAGACUGAAUGCCUUAUGCGAUUGAAGAUCCAAAUUUAUCAAAUACAGGUCUUUCAGCAUACAAUAUGUGAUAAGAUUUUGUACUGUAAUGUGGAAAGUGUGUCAUUCUAAAACUCUCGAUACCAUCAUGAUUAUACUUCCAACAUUUGAUUAUGUAUGUAUAUGUGAAAUAUAAAAAAGAUUGAUUUUGUCUUUGUCCAACCAUGUUUCUGUGUUUUGGGGAAUUAGAUUUUAAAACCUUCAAAGGAAAUGCAUUAUUCCUACUUUUAAUCUAUUUCUUGUUCUGAACCCUUACAUAUGCUAUAUUUUACAUUGCUAUUACCAGUAACUGUUGUCUUUUGAAUUUUAGGCAACUGCAAAUAUAUUGAUGACAAUGUGCUAAGAGGUUAGAAGUGUUUAUCAUGGCUGUCACUUUUGUGUAAUUUUCAUGAGCAAAAGAAGGAACCAGUGUAAAACUCAUAUAUAAUAAUUAAAUAUAUUUUAAUUUUUCCACUCUCAGUUUCAACACUGAGCCAUCCAUCAUUCCAUGUGUUGCCUAGCUGUGUUGUUUCCUUUCUUGCUGCAUGCUUCAACUGGGAUUCUAGUUGACAACGUUACAUUGCCUUAAAGGCCACCAUAUGAUUUGAAGUGUACAUAAUUGUAUUCCAUGUUUAGUAACUCAAUUGUUUCACCUAAGCAUGUACCAUUACCACCAAUUUCAGAAUCAUUCACCAAAACAUUAUAUACAUUCUUUUCAAGUCUCUUGUUUUCUAAGCUGUUAAGGCAUAUUUAUCAAAUUCCAUAAUCCAUCCAGGUUUGUUUUGAUGAUCACAAUACACAUGUGACAGUUCUAAAUUUUAAUCAACUUCUUUAGGCAAGAUGACAAUCUUUCACAGGAAAUAUGCCUUGGGGCAUUGUUCCAAUCUGUGUGUAGUUCAUGCCAACACAAGCAGCACCAGGUAGCUUGCCUAUAAAGUUUAUUUUCCUUUCUGUGUGAAUUUGUAAACUGAUCACAGACAUGCCCACAUUUUGUCAAGGUAAAGUUAUUGAUGCUUGCACAAUGAUCUGAAAAUAUAUUUUAUUUUCAGAUUCAGAUAUUAAAUUAUGAAUUCAAAAUUCUUGUAUUAGUUUUAGAACAAUGUGUUAUGUUGUGUGCUUUAUGGAUGAUGAUCAUCAAAUUUGAUAAUUAUUAUUUGAAUUUAAUAUAUGCAUGGCAAUACUUAAGUUUGAUUUCAGAAUAUGGUGAAGGAUUUGACAUUGACUGUUAUUUAUGAGCUGUAAAGUGCUUGAUCUUGACAUUUUGAUGAAGACAAGUGGCCUAUGCUAAAUCUGGAAACUGCAAUUGAACAUUUGUACAUAGUCUGAGUUGAUUAUUUUGACAGACAUUUUAAAUCUGUAAAAAAAAUCUUAUAAUGCCUUGUAAAUUAUUCAAAAAGUUUUUAGACUUAUGUAAAUUUGUAUCUCGUGUAUCACUCCAUAAAUACAUUAGAAAUUGCUUCAUUAUUAUUUUAACUGUAAAAAAAAUAAAUCUUUUGUGCCUUUCUAUUUUAUGCUAGGAGUAAUUUCUCUUUUCACACAUCUAAUUAUAUACAUUUGUUUUGUUUUGUUAUUUAUUAGGAAACCAAAAUGACUUUCCAACUAGACAUUGAUACACCAUUUCACUGAAUCUGUUCAUGACUUAAGCUGUAAACCCAUCUCUUAUAAGAAACACACCAUUAAGUUCCAUCCCUUUUGUACAAAACUAGUCCUGUCACCUGUUCCAUUUUAUUUGUUUCAACUUGCAACAAACAGCAGACAUAACAUGGUUAACUGCUUAAAGUAAAUUGUAUAUUUGCUCUUUUUUGUAUGGAAAAACAUGGUGUAUAGUUUAUGCACAAAUGAUUCAAUGAUAUGUUUUUAUUUCAGAGAGAGCUUAUCACUGAUUAUGUUGACAUUGAGAUACCGACCUGUUUUGUAGCAGUGCUGUAGGCUUACCUCGCCAGCAUUAUUACUUCACAGGUUACCUGGUCCUCAAAUGUGACGCAAUUCCCUGUUCAGAGUUGCGUCCCUUUGGCAUGCCAGAAACCUAUGAUCAUAAUCCCUGGUUCAAGCCGAUUAUGUUUUAGGUUUGUCAGCAUCAUACCUGUGCUUGUGAGUUUCCCCAAAGUGGUAAACGUCCAAGACCUGCAUCCCUUCAGGCUUUUCUCCCACCUCAAACUGAUACACCAUGAUAGAACUGAAAUAGUGUUCAAAAUGGGACAAUAAAAUCCAACAACUCACUCACUUACUUUUUACGUCACUUCCAAUAGUCUUCUAUAAUCAUCAGGGAAGACAAACUAAAUCAAUUUAAGAUAUCUGAAUCAAUUUAAAAAUAGGACUAAGGAAUUUAUAUUGUUCAGGAUCUAUGUCUUGAGUUUUAUCAUUUUCCGGUUUAUCUGAAGGGAGUAUUGAUAAUUUUUUUUACUUGGUUUAUCAGCAGGUUAUAAAGUGACUUGUUUGGAUUGACUUGCACACUUGAAAUCUACAUCAAAGUUAUGAAGGAAAUUGACAGUCAUUGUUAAUUCCGCCUGUUUGAUAUGAGUUGAGGGUUAUUAAUUAUGUACUGAUUAAGAUUGCUCCUUACUGUUUAAGCCAUGCUUUGUUUCUCUUCUCUUACAUUGACUUGUUUUUCUUCCACUUGAGUGAUUUUGAUGUGUAAACAUUCAAACCCAUGUACUGGUUUAAGUUUCUGUGUAAGAAACUGCACUGGUCAUCAACUUCAAGUUUCAUCAUAUUACACUGUGUUGUCAAUCUCAGGCCCACAUUUCCUACCCCAUACAGAUAUCAGUGACUUCCAUCACUAUGAACACUAGUCCAAGUUCAGUGACAUAGGGCAUUAUGAGUGACUUCCACUGACUCGGGGAUAUAUUCUGGUGUAAAUUAGGUCAGAUACAGGUGCCCCACCAACACAGCAGAUGACCAGUUACCAUGUCUGUAAUGGAACCCCCAGGUUCUUCCCAGAAAUAGAACUUCAUGUGUUUUAUGCUUUUCAUCGAUUAUUGUUGAUUUUAAACUUUUCAGCCAGUCAUUGAGUUCAUUAAACUUUCACUUCUCAUAAA